UCCUCCGAGUCAGAGAGGCCAGUACCGGCUCGGCAGCGGCUCGAGCGGUCGCGCCCGUUAGACAGCCUGGCCGAGCCUCGGCGAGACGGGUGGGCAGUCUAACGGUGUCUCUGGAGUGUGGGAGUGACCGCAUUGCGGUGGGCGGGGCCUGUGUUCCCGGCUGCGCUCCUCCCACAUUGACUCCCCUGGGAGUUCGCCUGGGAGCGGAGGAAGCAUCGGGGCUGCCCGUGCUGUGCGAGUCAGUGACGAGAACGGGGAUGCCGGGGCGCUGCCGUGCUGACUGGAGAAGAAGCUGGGGAGCGGAGGUCGCGGACACGGUGGGGGAUCGACAGCCCGGAGUUCAGGUCCUUGCCCCCCACUGGCCUCUCCCUGCUCAUCCGCCAUGUUAACGAGGAAAGCCUGUGCGGCUGCAGCGGUGCAUCCGACCGGCAGAGGAAGUGAAGGUACUAGUCAGUUGCAGCCAUCUCCUGCCUUACCCCGAUCCGCAGCUGGGACCGGACCGCCAUCUCCGGUAUCAUUGCCACCUUUAAGAACCAGCAACGCUACACACACGAUUGGAGGCAAUAAGCACACCAUGAAUGAACAUCUGCACAUUAGCAGCCAUGGACAGAUCCAGGUGCAGCAACUGUUUGAAGAGAACAGCAACAAAAGGACCGUCUUGACGACGCAACCCAACGGGCUCACAUCUGUUAGUAAAACUGGAUUACCUGUUGUUUCAGAAAGACACCUAGAAAGCACACACCGUAGGCAAGGAAGUUCUAGCUCUUUGAAAUCUUCAGAUGGGACAACCAAAGUAAAGUCCUCUUCGUUAACCCCAGAACAAGCCAUGAAGCAAUACAUGCAAAAGUUGACAGCCUUUGAGCACCAUGAAAUUUUCAACUAUCCAGAAAUUUAUUUUGUGGGUCCAAAUGCAAAGAAACGUCAAGGUGUGAUUGGUGGCUCAAAUAAUGGCGGCUAUGAUGAUGACCAGGGCUCAUAUAUGCAAGUGCCACAUGACCAUGUUGCUUAUCGUUACGAAGUUCUUAAGGUGAUUGGCAAAGGAAGCUUUGGGCAAGUUGUGAAGGCUUAUGAUCACAAGCUCCAUCAGCACGUGGCCUUAAAAAUGGUAAGGAACGAGAAACGUUUUCAUCGUCAAGCCGCCGAAGAAAUUCGCAUCCUAGAGCACCUAAAGAAGCAGGAUAAAGAUAACAAUAUGAAUGUCAUCCACAUGCUGGAGAACUUCACAUUCCGCAACCAUAUCUGCAUGACGUUUGAACUGCUAAGCAUGAACCUUUAUGAGCUCAUUAAGAAAAACAAAUUUCAGGGCUUUAGCCUGCCUUUAGUCCGCAAGUUUGCGCACUCAAUUUUACAGUGCUUGGAUGCUUUGCACAAAAACAGAAUAAUCCACUGUGACCUUAAACCUGAAAACAUUUUGCUGAAGCAACAGGGUAGAAGUGGCAUAAAAGUGAUAGAUUUUGGCUCAAGCUGUUAUGAGCAUCAGCGUGUGUACACGUACAUACAGUCACGUUUUUAUCGAGCUCCAGAGGUAAUACUUGGUGGUCGCUACGGCAUGCCUAUUGACAUGUGGAGCUUGGGUUGUAUUCUAGCAGAAUUGUUGACUGGUUAUCCACUCUUACCCGGUGAAGAUGAAGGAGAUCAGUUGGCAUGUAUGAUUGAACUACUGGGGAUGCCUUCCCAAAAACUGCUUGAUUCUUCAAAACGAGGCAAGAAUUUUGUCAGCUCCAAAGGUUAUCCUCGUUAUUGCACUGCUACAACUCUGCCAGAUGGAUCAGUGGUACUGAACGGUGGCCGUUCUCGAAGAGGAAAACUACGAGGCCCUCCUGGGAGUAGGGACUGGGUAACUGCAUUGAAAGGCUGUGACGAUCCCUUGUUUCUUGAUUUUCUAGCGCAAUGUUUAGAAUGGGAUCCUGCUUUGCGCAUGACUCCUAGCCAAGCGUUACGACAUCAUUGGCUACGUAGACGCUUGCCAAAGCCUCCGACCGGAGAGAAGACCUCCUCCAAAAGAAUAACUGAAAGCUCUGGUGCUAUAACAUCCAUUUCCAAGUUACCUCCCACAUCAGGCUCAGCUGCAAAACUAAGAACUAAUUUGGCCCAAAUGACCGAUGCCAAUGGAAAUAUUCAGCAAAGGACUGUGUUGCCAAAGCUUGUUAGCUGAUCUAAUGAAGACCUUUCUUUGAACACCUUGUUGAGCCUUAUUCAUUACAGCUCAAGUUCGUAAUCUUUUUAAUUGCUGUUUGUAUCAACUCUUUAUCUGUGCAGCCAUUUAUCUUUUCUUUUCUUUUUUUUUUUGUAAUAAUGAAAUUUUAUAUUUAAACAUUGGGGACGAUGCUUUAAGGUUUUAUUAUUUUUUUAUUUUAAGUAUAGGAUUUAUAAUUGGAUUUGCUUAGGAAGUGUCAAAGUCAGUGGCUGGCCACUGACUAUUGGUUGACUGUUGAACAUAACUUAUUGUCGGAAGGUUUAACCACCAUUCAUGCAUUUUUAAAGCAGUGGCUGAAGUACUACAACAAAUCUAGACAUAUUUUUGGACUUGAUGUGGAGACGCACAUUAUAGUAUGUAUACGUGGUGGUGCACAGUUGGCAUAAAGCUCACUUGUUGGGUAUGCAUAUUUUCCAGGUCUUUCAAUAAACAGAUGAGCAGCAAGUAACAGGUUAAGAGAAAGUGACCCACCUAAUACAUUAUAUAUAUAUAUAUAUAUAUAUAUAUAUAUAUAUAUAUAUAUAUAUAUAUAUAUAUUAUUAAU
Bufo gargarizans (Asiatic toad) is the source of this 2741-nucleotide messenger RNA. RefSeq names its product dual specificity tyrosine phosphorylation regulated kinase 2 (gene DYRK2). The record is from RefSeq and is a predicted model, not a curated record. The transcript has 3 exons. Gene Ontology annotation, cellular component: nucleus. Gene Ontology annotation, biological process: peptidyl-threonine phosphorylation; peptidyl-serine phosphorylation. Gene Ontology annotation, molecular function: protein serine/threonine kinase activity; protein serine/threonine/tyrosine kinase activity; ATP binding. NCBI's taxonomy places the organism in Eukaryota, Metazoa, Chordata, Amphibia, Anura, Bufonidae. The coding region runs from base 383 to 2155 and encodes 590 amino acids.